AUGGCAAAAGCCCAGGGAAUGUGUUCUCACGAUGCGCUCCAGCUAGAAUCAUCGCCUUGGGCCGAAGAAGCCGGAUUCGAAAGGGCGAACCCCGACAGAAGGCUCGCAGCGACUACCAGGUCAGGCAGGAACCCACUGGCAGCGAAAGGACAGGCGUCUAAGACCCUUGAGAAGCUGACUCAAGAUGCCGCCGACAAGCUCGCUCCUGCAUUUCCCGGGCCGCUGUUGCUGCCCAAGGACGAUCUCCAUUGGGAUCCCGACUGUCCGCCGCAGUCCUUCCGCUCGUGGCUGAAUGAGAAAGAACGCAAUAAGCCGACGAAGAAACGCAAGACCCUUUACGUGGCGGCCGUGCCUGAGAUCACCUCCGACAUGCCGUUCAUGGAGGGGUGGCAGCAGCCCGUGGACGCAUUUGGACAGCAUUUGGAGAAGCUAGACCCACCGCCCGCUGAGGACAUCGUCAAGUACUUGACGGCAUUCUAUCAGGGUCUGCCCGUGAAGACAUUCGAGCCGCGACUUCGUUUCGUACCUUGGCAGGAGAAGAAGUCCAGCAAGCCAACAGAUGAUACAGAGUACGUUGGGCUAGCCACGCGCGAUGAUUGCACCCGCAUCCGCGCAAGACCAUCUCCAGACGGCGUGUUUAAACGCCAGCUGAAUCUCGAAGACCUUCUUGACGCUGCGAUCGAAAUGCUUCCCGACGACGCUUACUCGAUCAUCCUGCUCAUCGACCAGGACAUGUACGAAUCCGAAGACGACGAUUUCUGCUGCGGGCGCGCGUACGGCGGCUCCCGCGUCUGCGUUGUGUCGAUGGCUCGGUAUCAUCCGGCUCUGGAUGCUCUCCAAGGGAUAGACUACCAGCACCUGUGGCCCGCUUCGCAUUGCAAGGCCUUCGUCGAUAGCCUCUGCGCCGUCGAGGGGCUGAAGGCUGCGAAGCGCAAGAAGCCGUCGCCUCGAGAUUCCAGUUUCCCGUUGCGACGGGCUAUCGAGGCAUCCAAGGGUGUCCUGGUACCGUCAACGCCUGAAGCACGCCGCGGAUUGUGGUUCUCGCGCCUCGCGCGUACGGUAGUGCAUGAGCUGGGACACUGCCUCGGCAUGGGCCAUUGUGUCUAUUACGCAUGCAAUCUUCAAGGGACGGCAGGAAUGGUUGAAGACGUCAGGCAGCCGCCUUAUCUAUGUCCAAUCUGUUUGAGCAAGAUCUCGCAUGCUGUCGCAUACGAGUUACAGGGGAGGGGCGAGAGACGAGCCGAAUAUGUGAAAGAGAGGUAUCAAGCUAUUGCACAUUUCUGCAGUGAUUGGAAAGAGGUUGCGCUCUUUGCUGGUUAUGGUGCCUGGGUCACGGCAAGAUUGGAAGAGCUUUGA
This is a messenger RNA of Anthostomella pinea, 1356 nucleotides long. NCBI's taxonomy places the organism in Eukaryota, Fungi, Ascomycota, Sordariomycetes, Xylariales, Xylariaceae. The record is from the annotation of a GenBank genome assembly.